This is a messenger RNA of Coregonus sp. 'balchen', 3864 nucleotides long. Lineage: Eukaryota; Metazoa; Chordata; Actinopteri; Salmoniformes; Salmonidae. The record is from the annotation of a GenBank genome assembly.
AUGUACGAAUUCCUGUAUUCACAAUUUUCAGAUAACCCUGAACAACUGAUCAGUCGCUUCACCACUCAGAAGCAUCUGACAGUGGGAGAUGAGUGGUCCUCUGAUUUACAGACUAGUGGAAGAACAGAGCUGAAGUACUCCUACCGAUUUAUUUGUGAUGAGCAUUACUACGGGGAGGGUUGUUCUGUUUUCUGCCGUCCACGAGAUGAUGCCUUUGGUCACUUCACCUGUGGGGACCGUGGAGAGAUCAUUUGCAACUCAGGAUGGAAAAGAACCUACUGCUCAGAACGUAAGUAGGCCGCAACCUCCUUACUUCUGCUUUGCCCAUACUAACUUUUGUUGUUCCGUUUUUCUUUUUCUUUUACAAAAGUAUUAAUGUGGUUAAUUUGCAGUCAUUAGUCAGAAUAAAUCAUGCGUUAUUACCAAAUAGUUUCACUUAUCAAAAAUGUGGGUUGCAACAGGCGUCUAGGCUACUGUUUAGGCAAAUUUAAGUUAGAGAAGUUUGCCGAAUAAUCACACGCGAGCCAUAGAUUAAAUGUAAUACCUGAUUGGCUACUUGGCAGUGUGCUUGCCGUUGAUUGGCUUAGUGCGGUGAGGUAUUGUUGGAAGCGGGCAGCUGCUGAGUGAGAGUAGACAAUAGACCAGCUGUCCUGCACUGGCACCAUGUAUACCAGCUGUCCUGCACUGGCACCAUGUACACCAGCUGUCCUGCACUGCUACCAUGUACACCAGCUAUCCUGUAGUGGCACCAUGUACAUCAGCUGUCCUGCACUGGCACCAUGUACACCAGCUGUCCUGCACUGGCACCAUGUACACCAGCUGUCCUGCACUGGCACCAUGUACACCAGCUGUCCUGCACUGGCACCAUGUACACCAGCUGUCCUGUACUGGCACCAUGUACACCAGCUGUCCUGCACUGGCACCAUGUACACCAGCUGUCCUGCACUGGCACCAUGUACACCAGCUGUCCUGCACUGGCACCAUGUACACCAGCUGUCCUGUACUGGCACCAUGUACACCAGCUGUCCUGCACUGGCACCAUGUACACCAGCUGUCCUGUACUGGCACCAUGUACACCAGCUGUCCUGUACUGGCACCAUGUACACCAGCUGUCCUGCACUGGCACCAUGUACACCAGCUGUCCUGUACUGGCACCAUGUACACCAGCUGUCCUGUACUGGCACCAUGUACACCAGCUGUCCUGUACUGGCACCAUGUACACCAGCUGUCCUGUACUGGCACCAUGUACACCAGCUGUCCACUCUUAUCUGCACAGACUCAGGGACAUUAAGGGGAGGGGCUGUAUGAGCAGAAAGAAAAAAGGAUUUCUGACCCAUAGUUAGGAGAAAAAGAAGCCUUUGUGUGGCAGCAACUGUGUUAAGCAGAAUGUUGGUCCCCCUGGUGACGAGGGGAGCAUAUUUUCUAGGUAACGGCUAAUGGGGCCACCAGCUCACUGAAAUGAAUGAACCAGUGUUCCAAUGAGUUAGAUUCCCAUGAUUCACUUGUGAUGGUCUAUCUCAUUGCAGCGAUCUGUCUUCCUGGUUGUGGCGAGGAGCAUGGGUUCUGUGACAAGCCUGGUGAAUGCAAGUAAGUCCCAAUGACCUGUCCAUCUUCUGUCUGGGUUAAACACCAGUCAACAGGAUCACCGUUUGGUAUAGUUUCAUAUAUGCCAGAUAUCUAACCAUGUUCAUUGUGUGGGGUUACAGGUGUAGAGUUGGCUUCAGUGGGCGUUACUGUGAUGACUGCAUCCGCUACCCAGGGUGUCUUCAUGGCACCUGCCAGCAGCCGUGGCAGUGUAGCUGCCUGGAGGGGUGGGGUGGCCUCUUCUGCAACCAAGGUGAGUUCUGUUUAUCUCCCAUAUGCAACUGACUCGUGCUCUUCUAUCCUUCUCCACCAGAUUCAGACUGUGCUGGUGUUGAGAUGACAUACAGUAUCCCCACUAUGUUCUCUAAGCCCCCAUACCAAUCAGGUUCAGAGAAUAGGACACAUCUUGGCCUUCAAACAAGUCAUAAAAACAUCCUGGAUAUCACUGUACAUUACGUUUCAGAAGACUAAUCCACAUGUGCCAUUGUCUGUUUCAGAUCUCAACUACUGCACACACCACAAGCCCUGCAUGAAUGGAGCCACUUGUACGAAUACUGGCCAGGGUAGCUACACCUGCUCCUGUAGGCCCGGCUUCACUGGGGCCAGCUGUGAGAUUGAGGUCAACGAAUGUUCCGACAACCCCUGCCGAAAUCGGGGAAGCUGCACUGUAAGUAUUCUUGUCUGAGCUGCCCCUCAUUAGUUACAUUAGAAAGAAUUUCUCAGUGAUGUAAUGUCACAUAGAGUGUGGUGCUGCUAUGCUCGAACUUGCAGGCAUUCCUCGAGGUGAAUGUAGCGUAACAAAUUAAUAACAAGUCAUUAGGGAGUUGUAACUUUUUCUUAGCAAGUGCUUUGUCUUUCCUCUGACAGGAUCAAGAAAACACAUACACAUGUGCCUGCCCCCCAGGCUUCUAUGGCAACAACUGUGAGCUCAGUGCCAUGACCUGUGCCGAUGGGCCUUGCUUUAACGGCGGACGCUGUGCUGACAACCCAGUGGGAGGAUACUACUGCCAGUGUCCUCUCAGCUAUGCCGGAUUCAACUGUGAGAAGAAGAUCGACCACUGCACCUCCAACCCAUGCUCCAAUGGUAAGCUGAAACAAAUAUCUCCAGUUCUGAGUUUAUCAGUUCAACCUUUCUAUUCAAAGUCUGAUGACAUUAAUGAAUACUGGAACAGACGGUUUAACAUGUAUUUUUAAUGUCUCCAGGUGCCCAGUGUAUGGACCUUGUGAACUCCUACACGUGCCAGUGCCCUGAGGGAUUCUCCGGAGCCAACUGCGAGGACAACAUUGACGAGUGCGCCAACUACCCCUGCCAGAACAGUGGCACAUGCUUGGAUGGCAUGAACGAUUACACCUGCACCUGCCCACCUGGAUACACUGGCAAGAACUGCAGCUCGCCAAUCAACCAAUGCGAGCACAAGCCCUGCCACAACGGAGCCACCUGCCAGGAGAGGAAUAACCGCUACGUGUGCGCUUGUGUGCCAGGCUACGGCGGCCAUAACUGCCAGUUCCUCCUGCCAGAGCACCCCCAGGGACAGCCCGGGGUGGAGGGAGCUGGUAAGAGAUACUCUGCUGAAGAGGACCAAGGCACAUUCCUCUGGACCGCAGUGUGUGCUGGGAUUAUCCUGGCGCUGCUGCUGCUGGCCUGUGCCGUGCUGGUGGUUUACAUCCGGGUCAAGGUGCAGCAGAGGAGCCAGCAGGGUGACCACCACAGUGAGAGUGAGACCAUGAACAACCUGGCCAACAACUGUCAACGGCCUGACAAGGACCUAGCUGUCAGCGUGAUCGGCACGACAGGGGUCAAGAACACCAAUAAGAAAGUGGACUUUCACUCGGACAAUGCUGGAGGAGAGAAGAAUGGCUACAAGUCCCGAUACUCGUCAACGGAUUAUAAUCUGGUGCAUGAGCUAAAGCCAGAAGAUUUGUUGAAAGAGGACCAAGAAAAGAGCGAAGCAAAGUGUUCCGAAUCAAAUUGUUCGGAAUCUCUUUGUUCCGACAUUGACUUUGAAGAGAAACACAGAAAACAUUUAAAGAGGUGAAUAUCUACACAUUUAGAUAUAAAUAAUGUGCCACAUAUGGGAGUAGUCAUGCUUGUGUCUGAAGAGUGAAUGUUGAUGUUAAUGUAUUUAUUUUUCUUGUGUUCUCAGUGACACCUCAGAAAAGAAACGUCCAGAGGAGUCGAUGUGCAACGAAGCAUCGAUUUGCAACGACACAAAGUACCAGUCAGUCUACGUCAUAUCAGACGAGAAAGAUGAAUGUAUCAUUGCAACUGAGGUGAGUUGA